AUGAUCAAAGCUCCAACUCAUAAAUUCAUUGUUAGCAAUUAUAAAAUCACAAGGUUUCAUCAUGCUCUUCCUAAAGGACAUGUUCCACCUUCUGGACCAUCGCACGGUUGCAGUGUACCACCUUGUGGAAAUCUACAUAGUCUAAAUCCACCAACUGAGGCGAAUAAUAUGUUUAGAGAUUGUGUUUACAGAUAUGUUUUGAAAAGCGAAAAGGACAAGGAUGCAUUAUAUCCGGAUUUAAGAAUCGCGACUUUCCUUUCUCUCUCUAAACAAUCUCUCUCUAAAACCUACAGCCAAACCCUCAGCACACUUUUCACUGUAACAACAAGAUCUAACCCUGAUACAAUCUCCGUGGAGGAACAAGAGAAGGGUUUGUGUGGAACGUCAGAAUCCGCAAUGAACCAUGAGGAGAAAGUGGGGGCCCAAACCCUAGAAGGGUCUGUGGACUAUGGGGGUGAGGUUCAGAUGGAGGGUUCAUUCUCGGAGGCGUUGGUUGGAGAGGGUGUGGAUUGUAAUGGGAAGGAUGUAAUGGUGGAGGUUUUGGGCUCUGAUGUGUACAUAGAUGGUGUUUGUACUCAUGGUAAUGGUGCUGAGCUUCGUGGUGACGUGGGUGGUGGUGGAUCAGUUGAGGGUUUUCGGGAGGAUGUGUGGUCUGGAACUCUAGGUGGUGAAGACUCUCAGGGCGCAGAAUCUGAAGAAGGUAGGAGUGAGAAUGUGGCAGUGGAAGAAGAAGGUCGGAGUGUGAUGAAUAUGGCAAUGGAAUUGGAUAAUACGGUGUUGGGGAGGGAAGGUAGAAAUGAAGCCGUAGUUGGUAGGGAAGUUGAUGCUGCAUCUUUACAGGAGGGGGCUGUUUUCGAUAAUAGAACUCAGAAAGAAGUGGGGGCUGUGGUUAGCAAUAUUGAAGAUCCUAUUGUGGUAAACAUUGGGGUUGAGUGCGCAAAUGCACUGGAUGCGGGGGCCUCAGAUCACGAGGUGAUAAAUAGUAGAUGUGAUGAUGCUUUAAGAGGCCAAUUAACAGGUAGUUCUGUAGAAGGAGAGAAUGUACAGAGUGGAUGUGCUGAACAGGAUAAUGAAGUCACAAGAGACGGAGAUGAUGUGACCUUGGACAAAGAGAAGAACAUUGCUAACUUGCAAAGUGAUAAAAUAUUGGAGAAAGAAGAAGAAUAUAUCAGCAACAAAGUUGAAUCUGAGGAAAAGUUAAAUUCAGAUGUUGAACAACCCAUGGAGAUUAGUAGAGUUGAUGAUGACUCCAAUAAUGUCCUAGAAGAAGUGGUUGACGGAACUGAAGUUACAAUGGAUGAGGCUACUCCGACUUCUGAUGAAAAGCAGUGGUUAAGAAAAUGCACUGAAAAGGAACAGACAUCUGAAACUUUACAGCUUAGUUCAGAUACAGGGCAGGGAGUUGUUGAUAAGGAUUCAACAGAAGAAGUGGUACUAAACAAAAAUGUUUCUGAUACUGAAAAUUGUGGUUUGUCUAAGGGGACAGAAGUAGAAGCCGAAGGUCAAAUAGAAUCAGAAAGUACUGAAACAAUGAACCACACUUCAUUUAUUGAAGAAGACACUCAAAUCGCAGACCAGGAUAACCUUGCACUGAUGGAUGCUGGAAAGGAAAACGUCCAUGAUGAUAUUAGAGAAAAUUUUGAAGUACAAACUGGCAUUUCUGAGCAGGUUGGUUCAAAUGGAGCUCAGGAAGUUGAAGAAUUUUUUGAAGCUGAACAGAGAAAAGUAGAGGGAAGAGUCACUAGACGUUCAUCAUUAAUGAGGGCUGCAAAUUCAGAAAUAUCUCAUUAUGCAAGAUAUUUGCUGCCAACAGAAAAGGAAAGUGACUUUUCUGUGUCAAAUAUGGUUUGGGGAAAGGUGAGGAGCCACCCUUGGUGGCCUGGACAGAUAUUUGAUCCCUUAGAUUCGUCUGAGAAGGCAAUGAAGCAUUAUAAAAAGGACUGUUAUUUGGUAGCAUAUUUUGGGGAUAGAACAUUUGCUUGGAAUGAAGAAACUCAACUAAAACCUUUUAGGACACAUUUCUCCUCUAUAGAAAAGCAGAGCACUUCAGAGUCAUUUCAGAAUGCUGUAGAUUGUGCUCUGGAUGAAAUCACAAGACGAGUAGAAUAUGGGCUGUCAUGUUCUUGUAUACCUAAAGAUACCUAUGACUCAAUUAAAUUCCAGACUGUAGAAAACACUGGGAUUCGACCAGAAUUAAGUGUUAGACAUGGAGUUGAUGAAUCUCUAAAUGCCAGCACCUUUUCACCUGAUAAGCUUGUAGAAUACUUGAAAACACUAUCUGAAUUGCCAACUGGUGGGUUUGAUCGAUUGGAGCUGGGGAUCGCUAAGGCUCAACUGCUUGCAUUCUAUCGCUUCAAGGGUUAUUCUUGCUUGCCAGAAUUACAAUAUUGUGGAGGUUUUGAUGAUGACAUGGACAGCUUAAUUCAUGAUGAUGAGAAUAAAGUUAUUGAUCAUGCAGCUCCUGUAAGUAAGAAUGAUGGUCAAGCUGGUUCUGGAAAUUUAAAAAACCAAAACAGCACUCGUCGCAAACGGAAACAUAACUUGAAGGAUAUUAUGCAAGAAACAAAGAAGGAAAGAAGCUUGUCUGAACUAAUGGGUGGGACUCCGGACUCUCCUGAUGGUGAUUAUUGGUUCGAUGAGAACUUAACUGAUAAUCUUUUUUCACCUGGCCGGUCCAAGAAAAGGAGGACUGUUGAUCACUAUGAUGAUGACUUUGGGAAGCAAGAUGGAAGGAAAACAAUUUCUGUUGCAAAAGUUUCUAAUACCACAAAGCCAUCAUUCUUAAUUGGUGACCGAAUUCGCAGGGUUGCUAGUAAACUUACUGGUUCACCCUCUGUGGUGAGGAGUUCUAGUGACCGGUCUCAGAAGACAGAUGUUAAUACUGACGGUAUUUCUGUGAAUGGAUCUGAUGUUUCCUUUGAGGAGGCUCAGAGGUCAAGUAUGGUUGUUCCAACAGAGUAUUCAUCUCUGGACGAUUUGCUAUCUUCACUUUAUUUGGUGGCACAAGAACCCCUUGGAGACUAUCGCUUCCUGAAUCCUAUUGUAAGCUUCUUCUCUGAUUUCAGGGAUUCUAUAACUGUGGCUGGUGAUUCUGUAAAAGAUAUCUUUUGUACAGAAAAGGUUGGUACUAAAAGGAAGAAGCCGCCCAUAGCUGGAUCGUCUGAAACAUUUGAAUUUGAGGAUAUGAGUGACACAUAUUGGACAGACAGGGUCAUUGACAAUGGAAGUGAAGCACAACUGGCACAAGCAUCACAACCAACACAACCAACGCAACCAGCACGGAGAAACCGGAAAAAAGACCAUCAACAUGUUUCUGCUGAGCCAGGGAAGCCUGUUCAAAUUAGUCGAAGGCCCUAUUCCAGGAAACAGUAUUCUAACAGCAAUCAUGUUGAGGCUCCUCAGAAACCUGCUGGUUAUGUAGAUGAGAAUGCCCCUGCUGAACUUGUUAUGAACUUUGCUGAGUUAGGUUCUGUUCCAUCAGAAACAAAUCUUAAUAAAAUGUUUAGGCGUUUUGGACCUCUAAAGGAAGCCGAGACAGAAGUUGAUACAGUAAGCAGCCGGGCAAGAGUGGUUUUUAAAAAGUGUUCUGAUGCAGAGGUUGCUUGUAGUAGUGCUCAAAAGUUCAACAUAUUUGGUCCAAUACUUGUGAAUUAUCAGCUUAACUAUACUCCAAGUGCAUUGUUCAAAGCUUCGUCUGUUGCAACAACACAGGACCACGAAAUGCAUUUUGAUCUCUCCAAUUUUGAAGUUAAUCUUGGGAAUGUUGAUGACGAUGUGGUGGCAAGUUUGGCUUUGCCUGAAUGA
Molecule: messenger RNA, 3804 nt
Organism: Sphenostylis stenocarpa
Lineage: Eukaryota; Viridiplantae; Streptophyta; Magnoliopsida; Fabales; Fabaceae
Source: the annotation of a GenBank genome assembly